CAGGAAAAAAGAAACAAAGAAAAAGGAUUCAGUGCCGUGGUGGAUAUCUGAGGAAGAUUUGGACGAUGGUGAUUUUCAAACAAGAUUUGUUAAACUGAAAAAAGAGAAGAAACUGAUGGAAACCCACGCUGAAAUAGUGGAAAAUAGUGAACAAAAGUGUCCCCAUUCAGAUUCCCAGUCUGGUAUUUGAUUAAAUAUGUUUUGUUAAAUUUAUUCACUAUCAGUCUCGUAUUACUAGUGUGUUUCCUAUAGAAAAUCCUUUGCAAAUCAUCCUUUUGACCAUAGUGUUCUCACUGAAAGCAAGCUGCCACUUACUUCAUUUGUCAUUUCCAGAAAAAACUAGUAACUAUGUGAUCUUUUGCUCAAUUAUCGUUACAGCACAUAUCAAUACCUAUAGUGAUGUAGGAGGACAGAUAGUAUUGAAUGUAAGCCGGGGGGGUGGGGGAGAAUAAGUUUGAAAAUCUAAACAAAAGUCAGUAUGUUUAGUAAACAGAAAAUCUCCUACACUUUCUAUAUUUCAUUAUCAAAAAAUAUUAAUAUUCGGUGUUCUAUUUGUUUAAUUUCAAAUACUCCAGUCAGAGAAGCAUUCUAUUUAUUUUCUGUUGAAUUGAUUCUUUUCCCUCUGCUGACCAGUAGGCUGCACUGUGCAUGCUGCCCCUGGAAUGGAAACAGUACAGUUGGUGUAAUAAUGGCAAACUGAGUUGUUUAAUCUACAGGGUUAUUUUAGUCAAUGUGACUUCAGAUUCAACCUUUUAUGUGAAGUUACUUUUUGUGCUAUCUGAAGAGAAACUCCAAAGAAUAAUAAAGUUAAACAUUGAUCCAUGAAAUAGUUUUGUGUAAAUUACAAUAGCAAUUACCUUGUAUAUACUUGUUUAAAUGUGGCUUUGGUGUUAAAUUCAAGCAGAUCAAUAAUAUUUUGGAGAGCCAUGACAAAGAAAUAUUUGGCACUUGGUCUUUAGAUUGUGUUGGUGAUCUACUAUGUAGCCUAUAGAAGCUAUGUCAGCUUUCUAGAGUGUAUGUGCUGCCCUGUUUUCGUAAGUCUCAUUUGCAUAGGAUAGCUAUAAAGCAUCUCGGUCUGGGAGAUAAACACUAUAAACUGGAUCUAUUUAUCAAAUUAGGCUUAAUAUUUGAAAUAUGAGCAAUAGCAGGAGUUUGGCAGUUAUUUCCAAUUACUAUUUUAAAAGGCAUCAGGUGUUUGCAUUAUUCACAGCAGAAGGCAUGCUGUCAACACUUGUAGCUUCCCAGUAAAUGUGGGAGAAUAUAAAUCUAGAGAAGUGAUGCCUCACUAGUGGACUUGGACAUCAGUUGAGGGAAUAACAGAGCUGUGUGUUUUAUCAGAAUGGAUUUCAUACUGUUUUUCUUUUUGCAUUGCACCUGUCAUAUGCUCACCACCUUCCUUCAGUCAUCUUGGAUAUUUAUGAGUUGUGUUAGCUUCUGGUCACAUCUCCCAGUAGUCCCAUUUCUAGGUAGCAUAAGUAUUUGGCUUGAUCCCCUAGACUAUUCCUGCUCUCUCUUGUGUCAAGGUAAAUGCAAAAAAAAAAACUUUGACUAAGAGUUUUUCCUGAAUUAGCCAAUUUAGAAGCCCUCUCCACCCCAACAAUUUGAACAAGGAAAAGUCUAAUGCAGUGCACCUGGGUAGCCUAAGGUAUAUAAAAUGUGUAGUGUGACUAUCAUCUAAGUAUCAUGAAAGAGAACAGUUUUCAGCAUAGGUACUGUUAUCUAACACUUAAUUCUACCAAUGUGAAUGGAAAGUGUUUGGUUAUAUCUGCUUCUAAGCAAGUCCUCACAAUGGUUUGAUCAAAGAACAUACAGCUCUUGUACCUGACAGUGAUAGAUGGUAGUAAUUCACAUUUAUGUACCUAUGGCUUUUCACUUUUCUUUGAACCGAUCUAGAUGCUUUCUUUCAAAACUUGUACUACAAAACUUCUUUUAUUGUUGAAGUAGUUUUACUAUUUUUCUUUGUUUUCAGGUAAUAUAUUGAGCUCCUAAAACAGGGUAUUUGAAUGCAAGGUAUACGUGGAGCAAGAAGGAAUUUGUCUUUUUUAAAAGUAGAGAGGGGAGAAAAAAUGAGUUUUAUUCUCAUAAGUUGUAAGGUUUAGCUUUAAUUUUUAGUUAUAGCUAGAAGACUGUAGAUAGUUCAGUAUACAAGAAACUGAACUGCAUUACUUUUUCAGAAGUGGCAAUCUGAAUUCUCAUAUCUUACUUUUCUCUUUAUUCCCUGUCCAUUAUGUAUAAAAACUUCUAAAUGUUUGUGUGCACUUAAAAGUAGCUCCCCCUAAACCUUCCAGUGCAUCUCGCAGCAAGGCUUUGUCUAGAUUCAAAAUGCUGGAAAAAUUUCAUAAGGACAAGAAAGUUUCAUAUUUAAACAAAGAAGAAGGAAGCCUCACUUCUGACAGUCCAGACAAUUCUGAGGGUAACAAAUUUAUUGUAUUUUGUAUGAUACUAAAAAGCUAAAAUGGCUCGAUUCUGACAGUCCUGGUCAGAUUAAGGAGAAAAGAAGUUACUUUUUGACUAGAUGUUUGUCAUUGUCUGUAGGUUUGAGUCCUUUGUAUUUAUGUUUGUAAACUUUUCCCUUCAAGUGUGCUGGUUAAAAAUAUUUUUCUAAGUGAAACUCGGGUUCUUAUUUUAAUUAAUUUAAUUUAAUUAAGUGGCAGGACUUGAAAAAAGAAUGCUGUCCAUGAUUAGCCUUACAAAAUAUCGCAAGUGAGUUGAAGAAUACUGCUGUGUCAAGAAGUUUUUAUGAAAAGUAACAAAUACCCCCCCAAAAAAUAAAUCACUCUUGCAAGCCCUACAGAAAUCACUAGGACUGUUCAAACAGCAAAAAAACAGUGAAAAGAGAUUUUGAAAUCCAUCCAAGUUAAUAUUUUUUCCACAUUUGAUAAGUUUCUCCGUUCAGAUUGUGUAGGGCUAGUAAAAUGACAGUUUUGCCUUAAUUAGCAACAGUAGUUAUCUCCUGUAAUCUGGGGUGUGUGUCUGGGAAUUGGGAGUGGCUGAGUUGCAAAACCGAAUGGCUGCAAAGGUGUGUUUGAUUUUCAGAUUGUUAUGGGAGGGAAGUGCUUUUUUUAGAAAGCUCUGGUCUGGUUUGAACUGGCAAAAUACUUCAAAAAAUUUUAGAUAGGUUACAUAAAUCACAUGAAGCCUUCAUGAUCAAUGUAGGUCUGUUCAGAACGUUGAGUUUGAGGUGAUUUAAAUAAACAACUCAGGAAAAUGUUUUUCUCUAAAAUGUUGUUCUGUUAAACAUUCUAAUUGUCUUUUUGCUGAAGUAUAUACCCAUCUCCUUUCUUGUAAAUCUUGCAUAAGGGGGCAAUGACAGUUUAUCUUUGAUACUACUGACAUAUUCUCAUUGAAAAAUAGGGUGUUGGAGAUCUGGUGAGAUUGUGGCUAAUCUAAAGCUUUGCAAAGAACUUGUGACCCAGCUGCAAACAAACUCCUAUUUGCUUUCUUGAUAGCUAGAAUGGAGCAUCAUCUGGGUAAAUUACUUUAAAUCACUGUAUUUAGCUACCAGAGAAAUGGACUGUUCAUGCUUUUUCACUUCUGUUCAGCACUUUGAGCUUUCCAUUUUAUACUUUUCAAUGUAUUUAGACAUUAACUUUGUAUAUUUGCGGAGCUUGACCUUUAGUCAAUGUCUCUGAUAUUUAUUUUUUACAUGUGAGGCAACUCAGUCAGAGUUCUGCUACCAGGGGUGGAGCUGAAGUUUGAUACAGGAAUGUGGAAGUCAUUUCCAAGAUGUAGAAUCUUCUGCACUUAGCCUCCCAAUAAAACGUGCAAAGGGACUUUGUCAUUGCAAGUCAAGAAAAAAAAAACCCUUAUUCUUAAUGAAGAGGCUCUUAUAAUCGGAAUGCAUGUGCUAAGGGCUGCCCAGUAGGGAAGGAAAAGGUGUUCAGACUCUCACUUUUCCUACCCUGCUUCACCCUAGAUUCAUUUUCAGUACUGAAUGGAGAGGAUUCUUUAUUGUCGUGAUACAGGUAAACGUGGCAUUUCUUAAAAGGAACUUGAUUGAGCCUGUAGAGAGGACAGAGUAACAGCCCAGAGUUGAAGCACUUGAUCAGCACAUGGAAGACUGGUUUGGUGUUCUUGAUCUGAAGGGUUAUUGAUGUACGCAUCUCCUGCAGUCUCCUGCCAGCAGGAAAUGAGCUGUUGUCGGUGCCUUCACCCUUCCUGGAAUGCUUGGAGCCAAUGGAAGCUUUGUCAAGAUUCAGUUUUAGCUUCUGGGCCUAACCAAAGUAUUGUGGGAGUUGGAUUGGAUACCUUGGAGGAACAAGAAGAAAAAGAGAUCUUCUUUGCCAAACUUGAACAAGAAGCUUCCUCUGCUAUUGAUUAUUCAAGAUUAAAUAAAGAGCUGGAUUCCAAUGAUUCUGUAUUACUAGCACCAUUUGUACGCAAUGAAAAAAAUGAAAAAGAAGAGGAGGAAUCCACACACGAAGAGAAAUCUGGCAGCUACAGUGAAGAUUUUGAAGAAGAAACAGAUGCUAUUCUUGCCUUUAAAACUGAGGGAAGUCAGGUGAAUCAAAACAUCAUGUCAGGAGUUGAUUUAAGUCCUCAGGAACAGGAAGAAGCAAAUGCUGGCAUGCUGGCUAAAGUUGUAUUACUUGAUUCACAAGAUUCAACCACAGAACUUGAAAAGGCCGUUGAAACAUCAGAUGCAGCUCAAGGUGAACAUUAUCUGCCCGGAGAAGUCAGUGGAAUUGCAAUGAAUGAAGCAGGUGCUUCCUGUGGACAAACCACCAGUGACAUCGAAGCGUUACACCAAGCAUACCAUCACAUUGAUCAGUCUUUGGGAGACACUGAUGAGCAAAAACUGCACGAUUCUGCAAUGGCAGCCUCAGAAUGCUUAGUGCAAGGUGUUCCACAAAAUAGUGACAUCUAUUCAAAAAACAUCUCAACUACUGAAUCAGAUUUACCUACUGUGGAAGAACUGAUGAAACCAAUUAAAGGAUAUUCGUGUAAUAUCAGAAGUUUUGAUGUGGAGCCUGAAAGUCCUGUGAAACUGGUAGGCAGCACAGCAAAUGACCUCAUCAGCCACUCGUCCUUUAAAGAACACCAGAAUAAUACAGUUUGGGAGACAGACUUAUUUGAGAAGUUUAACAGAGAAGACAGCAUCUUUCUGCAGACAGCUGUAAAUGACGAUAAGCUUCAGAGGGUGACUGAGAAAGAAAUUCAGACCAGUGAAGUACAGCCUGAUGUGCUAAGAGAAAAAAUAGUACAAGACUCUCUGCUUUCACAAAGCAGCAAAACUAAACAAGCUCUUCGGUCUUGUUCCUUGAAGAAUGAACCAUCAGAAUCAAUAACAACUAAACCAGUGUUGUACAGAAAUAGCAGAAGUCCAGCACCUUUGCAUAAAAAGAAGUCUUCAUAUGGUCCUCAUGGGGUGGUUAGAAGUUCUGCAUAUGGGAAACCCACUUCACUCUCAAAACAGUCUUUUCCAGUUAAUGAAAAGAAAACACCAAAAGAAACUUUCAAAAAGACUGGUGUGAAAUCCAAAAGCCCCACAAAUAGAGCAAGAUCUAAAGAAGCCUUAUUUGCUACUAGGAUAAUAAGAUCUGCAACAAAUGAACCAACUUCGAAGGGAAGUAUUAACAGAGUUAUGUCUGGCCAAUCAGUUGUUAAUAAUCUCGGACACCAGGCUGUGGAUUAUUGCAGGCAGUAUCAGCACGAUUUAUCAUUUUCCCCUAUCAAAAGUUGUGAUAGAGAACUAUAUUUGCUAAAACGAGUACAAGUUGCAGAGGAGGACCUGAGUACAGCUCGUGAUUUGAUUCAACAGCUAACCAGCACGGUUUCACAAAAAGAGAAAGAAAUGGAGACAAAGAUAGUAGAAUUGAAAACACAGCAUGAAAAAGAGCUUUCUCAGUUGGGUCAGGAAAACUAUGUUCUUCAGAGUAAGUUAAGAAGUAUGGAAGAGCUGACUCAAGAAAAGAGAUGGACCCAUCAUACAGCAACAGUUCCUGUCACUGAGGAAAAACUGGCACAAAUACAAAAAGAAAUCGAAGAUCAAGAGGUCAUUAUUCAAGGUUAUCAACAGGAAAAUGAGAGGUUAUACAAACAAAUGAAAGAGCUACAAAUCCAAAACAAAAAAAAUGAGGAACGAAUGUUUAAGGAGAAUCAGUGUUUAAUGUCUGAAUUAAUAGCCCUAAGAGAAAAGAUAGAAAAGACUAAUGUCCAGUCACGAAUCAUGCAGAAUUCUGAACCAGCCAGAAACCAGAGUUUCACAGAACUGAUUUCAGAGCUUCGAGCAGCACAGAAGGAAGAAACUAAAUUACAGGAAGAGAUAAGACGUCUCAAACAAGAUAAGCAAGCUCUUGAGGUAGACUUGGGACAAGCAAAGAAGGAGAGAGAUUUAGCAAAAGUCCAGAUUGCAUCCACAUCAGAUGAGAAGACUUACGAAUUUAAAAUUAUAGAAGAAUCAUACAAACAGGAAAUUACUCAUUUAAAAAGACGACUUCAGUGGUAUGCAGAAAAUCAAGAUCUUAUGGAUAGAGAUACAGCCCGUCUUAAAGAUGCAAGAGAAGAAAUUGAGAAACUAAAACUAGAGGUUGAAAAGCUCAGAGCUGAAGCUGGAGACCAGAGUAUGCAACAGAAGAAACGUUUGCGAGACAGAGCAGCAGAUGCUAAAAGAAUUCAGGAUCUUGAGCGACAAAUCAGAGAAAUGGAAGGAAUUCUAAAAAGAAGGUAUCCAAAUUCUUUGCCUGCUUUAAUUUAUGCUGCUGCUGCUGCUGAGAAAACUAAUGAUCUUUCAGCUAAAACACACACAGUUGAUUUUUUGGAGAGAAGAAUAAAAAAGUUAGAAACAGAACUUGAAGGUAAAGAUGAUGAAGCUAAAAAAAGUCUCCGUGCCAUGGAACAACAAUUUCAAAAAAUAAAGAUACAGUAUGAGCAAAGACUUGUAGAGCUUGAGCAACUACUUGCCUACAAGUUUAUGAGCGAAUCGCCAAAACUGAAUGGUGAUAAAGCCAAUUCUACAGAACUUGAACAAGAGCUUCAGAAUCUAAAGAAGACCCAUCAGAUCACCGUUAAAAACCUCCAGACAGAAAUUGAAAACCUUAAAAGUCAAAAUUCCCAAUUAAAACUCAGAAGUAAAAAGGAUAAUAAAGACUUAGAGUCCACAGACUCUCAAAUGAAACAAGGUAACACGAAAGACAGACUGUUAAAACUAAAUGAAGAACUGGUCACCAAAAAUAGAGAAAUACAAGACCUUACAAAAACUGUAGAGAAGCUUCAAAAAGAAAGGAUGGUGAUGUUGUCUGAUAAUAAUUUGAGAAAUAAGACCAGUAAUAAGGAAAAUACUACAGAGAUCUUGAAAAAGAAUACCUCAGCAACAGAUAAAAGGAAUUCCAGCAACAGUGAACCCAUUUUCAACAAUGACAAAAUAUACCAACCGCAUGCCUUUUCUGAUUCUAAUCUCUCGGAAGUGCUGCAAGAAAACGCACAGCUGAAAGAGGAGCUAGAAAGAUUGUCUCUAGAAAUGAACCAGCAGAGGGUGAAGUCUCAAGCAACACUGGCUUACUCUGAAAAUAACAUACGAAGGAUACGGGAGGACACAGCAGAAUAUAUUGCAUCUCUGAAAGCUUCCCAUCAGAGGGAAGUGGAGAAGAUUCUCUGCGAGCACGCGAAGGAGCAUUCUGCUUCUAAAGUAGCUGAACUAAACAGCAGAAUUUCAACACAAGAGAUAUUAAUAAAACAUCUCCAAGAACAAAUCGGUGAACAACAGAGACAUCAGGAAGCCCUUCUAGUUUCACAAAUGCGAGAGGAACUCCUACAAAAAGAGGUGACAAAAUUGUUAGAAGAACUGAGAGAGGCUAAGGAGAGCCAGAGUCCUGAAAUGAAACAUUUCUUGUGCCUGGAAAAGAAAAUCAAGCAUAUAGAGACCAGACAUGCAGAAAGAGAGCAAGAAAUCCAAAAGGCGGCCCAACUAUCGCCACACGUUACUGAGGCAAGGCAGGCCCGUGAGGCUGAGAGGUGGCGAAGACUGGCGCAGCGCAAGAAUCAAGAACUGGAGCAAUUUCGAGUGGAAUUGGAUUCAAUAUUAGAUGUCCUACGUGAACUGCAGAAACAAGGGGUUGUUAUUCCUGCCCCUAAUUCCAGUGGAUUCGGCAUGACAGACAGCUGUUGGAAGACAUGAUUAGGUAGGAGUUGAUUAGAGAAGCAGAAUUUUCAUACUCCUAAGUUAUGUGUAGAAACUAUUACUGAAAAUCAUUAAUUUAACACUCAGAAAUCGAAUUACAGUCUGAUCUUCUCUGGAAUCUUGCUUGUCCAAAGGUAGAUUAGGACUGCGCAACACCCCAGUCAUAUUGUAUGUCUUACGUUUCACAAGGAAUAAAGUUACAUGCAGUUUUUAAAAACUAUUGGGAAUAUUGAGGUUAUUCCAUAAACUCAGUGACCACUGAGAAAUUCCAUUUGAUGCUUUUUCAGAUACUGUAGAACAUGCCUGAAUAUUUUUAACUUUUGUUCGUAACUUGUCUUGCAGCAAUUCCUUCGUGAACCAUUUGAGUAAUACUCUGCUUGGCUUGUAUUUUUAGUCUGUAGUUACUGGGUUUCAUUUGGUAGGACAUGAAAAAUCCUCUUUUUUUUUUUUUCCAACAUUUUGCUUCUCUCUCUCCAACUCCUAAAACGUUCCCUCCCUUUUCUUUAAGACCCCUUUCAACUUUGAAAAUGGCUGCAGGGCCGGAGCAGAGCAGGCAUCCUCUGGUGAUGCCCAAAUUCAAACCAUUUUCUGUUUACUUUGCAGAGCUUUCCAGCUGUGCUGGUAAGAGUGAUGGCAGCGCGGUCUAGCUGAAUUCUCACGGGGCAGAUAUGAAAAAGCCUGUAAAAUACAGGGUGAGAGUAGUCACUGUUAUCCCCCUUUAAAAGGGAAGGCUGUAUAGAGUGAGAUUUUUACAAGGGGCAGUUCUGGCUCAGAGAGAGUACUGUCUUCACAGGUGAUGUUGACUGACUAGAGAGGCCAGUCAAAUGUGAAGACACAGUGUACUGAAGCUCAACUGCAGGGAUAUGUCGGUGGGCAAAUUGAAGUUAAAAUACUGAGCAAAUUUGAAAAGGGAAUAGUGAGAAAAAAAAAAAAAUCUUCAGGAGUGACAACAGAGACUAGUAUGGUUAAGCAGGAAUAAUCCACCACACAAAUACCGAAUGCAGACAGAACUUUCUGCUGAACGGAGCGGCAUUGUAGAGGUGACAAGCUGAAUGUUCAAGACCAUCGCCUUCUUCCUCUCCUCUUACACCCGGCUGGAGUUAAGACACCAAAGUGUAGAGCCUGUGCAGUACCAGACAGCAG
Messenger RNA from Egretta garzetta (little egret), 9262 nucleotides. It is a transcript of the gene CEP162, whose product is annotated as centrosomal protein 162. NCBI's taxonomy places the organism in Eukaryota, Metazoa, Chordata, Aves, Pelecaniformes, Ardeidae. The transcript is spliced from 26 exons. The coding region runs from base 4094 to 8116 and encodes 1340 amino acids. Gene Ontology annotation, biological process: cilium assembly. The record is from RefSeq and is a predicted model, not a curated record. Gene Ontology annotation, cellular component: axonemal microtubule; centrosome; centriole.